Molecule: messenger RNA, 1962 nt
Organism: Phyllostomus discolor (pale spear-nosed bat)
Lineage: Eukaryota; Metazoa; Chordata; Mammalia; Chiroptera; Phyllostomidae
Gene: LYRM1
Product: LYR motif containing 1
Exons: 4
Coding region: 788-1195 (135 amino acids)
Cellular component (GO): mitochondrion
Source: RefSeq, a predicted model, not a curated record
AUUAGCCAGGAAGGAUCCGCUCUUUAAGAGGAGAGUCCCUCUAGCCUGUGAGAUCAAUCUCUGCGUGGAGUUGGCCUGCUCCCAUGUUCUCUGCCAUAAACUCUGGGUGUUCCGUUCGAUUCUUUGUCGCAAUCACCAAGAACCUGGUUACCUGUGCUAACCUGUGACACACCCACUAGCCAGCUUCUAUUCAUCCUUUAAGGUUUGGCUUAAAUCUUUUCUCUCGAUCUCCUGAGGGCAGUGCUUUUGGUCUUGUGCCCACAUGAUUUGUGCCCAUUGUAGCAAACCCAGCUUUGCUUGUUAAUUGUUGAUAUGCCUGUCUCCCCGACAGACUAUUUCUUUGUAUCCUGCUGGCUCCUAAUAUAGAGCCUUACCCAUAGGGUUCAACAUGUGGCUAUAGCCAGGUAGAAACAGUUUUCAUAACAUAUCACGUGUAGACUUCAACAGCAUCUGACAGGGGCUUUUGUCCCUAUUGCUGCCACUACUGCCACACAUCUAGAUAUGAUCAAUCUCAUAAAAUUGAGAAAGAGUAUCAGAAGAAGAAUCAGAAAGCCUGGAUUUCAGUGUCGGAUCUGCUACAGAUCUGCAGGGUGGCCUUGGAUAGGCCCUUUUCUUUGAGCAGAAGGGUUUGGCCUGAAUGGAGAUUGCAGACUGGCAAGAUAGAUAUUGCCUGCAAACAUUUUGUUGAGCUCAGGAAGUGAUUUGAAUUUUUUGUAAUCCUCAUCGAGGAUAUGUUUAUUGAUUUUUAGAGAGAGGGGAAGAGGGUGGUAGAGAGAGAGAAACAGAUAUGUUGCCUCCCAACCGGAGAUCAAACCCACAACCUAGGAUGACAACAGCAACAAGACAAGAAGUUCUUGCCCUCUACCGCCGAAUUUUCAGACUUGUGAGGAAAUGGCAGGCAGCAUCAGGGCAGAUGGAAGACACUAUUAAAGAAAAACAAUACAUAUUAAAUGAAGCCAGGAUGCUGUUCCAGAAAAACAAAAACCUUACAGACACAGACCUGAUUAAGCAGUGUAUAGAUGAAUGCACAGCCAGGAUUGAAAUUGGACUACAUUACCAGAUUCCUUAUCCAAGGCCAAUUCAUCUGCCUCCAAUGGGGCUUACCCCACUACGAGGCCGGGGGCUUCAAAGCCAAGAAAAACUGAGGAAACUUUCCAAACCAGUAUAUCUCAAGUCUCAUGAUGAGGUUUCUUAAUCCAGAAGAAAGUUUAUUUCUCAGAAUAAUGAGCCAACUAGGUCUUGAAUGUAAACCAGACGACAAAACCCUUCUCCUUGAUUGGGGCAAAAAUUCAAAUUAUCUUCUUAAAAACCUCCAAAAUAUUGGUACUUACCACAUGAUGUUUAGUAGCAUCAUGCCUGAGUGGACAACACUAAUCCUUGAAGUCAUGGACCUUACAUCCUCCUUGAAAGCAUCAUUUGGAAGCCUGUGGGAGGAAGACUGAAGAAUGACAGGGCUUCUCAUGGAAAUGCCAUCGCCAGACAUGUCAACUGAUGGAAAGAAGUUACCUACUUGCAGGGAGUUCUGAUGACUGCCAUAAAACAAUAUACCUCCCUCACAAUAUUUGUAGGCUUUUUUUAAGUUAUAGAUUUGUUUAAAAGUGGGCUUUUUGUGUGUGUUUUGUUAUCUUUUGCACCUUCUAAUUUCCAGAUAAAUGUCACCUUAAAAAGUGCAUCAUUGGAUGCCCUGACUGGUAUGGCUCAGUUGAUUGGGCGUUGUCCUGCAAAUUAAAAGGUUGCUGGUUAGAUUCCCAAAGUCAGGACAUGUGUCUGGGUUGUGGGGUUUGGUCCCCGGAAGGGGCAACCAACGGAUAUUUCUAUCUUACGUCGAUGUUUCUCUCCUUCCCUGCCCCACUCUCUAAAAAUAAGUAAAAUCUUUUUUUGUUUGUUUUACAAAGUGCAUCAUUGGAUUGAGCAUGGUUUUUCAUGGAAAUUUUGUGAGACCCAUCCCUAUCUCCUUCAUAC